Molecule: messenger RNA, 582 nt
Organism: Miscanthus lutarioriparius
Lineage: Eukaryota; Viridiplantae; Streptophyta; Magnoliopsida; Poales; Poaceae
Source: the annotation of a GenBank genome assembly
AUGGCGCUGGAGCUGCUCGCUCUUCCCAACGAUGGCGCCCCCAAGCUGCUUCUUGACAUAGGAUGUGGUUCUGGGCUUAGUGGUGAGACAUUGAUGGAGCAUGGCCACCACUGGAUUGUCUAUGAUAUUUCAAAGUCGAUGCUCGCACCAAUUAGAAAGGGAAGUGGGAGUUUAGAGGAGGGGAGCUUUCUAGAUAUCUUGCUCUGUUCUUUUCCCCAAGCAUCAGUCAGUUCAUCACCAACAAAGCAGCCGACAGAGAAUGAACAAAUGGUCAAUGAGAUGCUUCAUGAGGAUGCCAGUGCUUUCGCUGGCAGGUCUGAUAGUGCUAGUACUGCUGAGGAGUUCCAGAAGAAAGUGAGAAAAACCAUGGAGAAAGCUUUUUGGGAUAUGGUCACCAACUCCAUGAGAGGAGAAAGACCUGAUUAUAGUCAACUGAUCAACCUAGUGAAGGAAGUGAGGGAUUCAUUGCAUGACCUGGCUCCAAAAGAAUGGAAGGAGAAAAUUCUUGAGAACAUUGACCUUGAAAUUCUGUCUCAGGUACGACACACUUGGAUCAAGUUGAGGAAAUAUUUUAACUCUUGA